Messenger RNA from Sphaerodactylus townsendi, 2873 nucleotides. RefSeq names its product prominin 1 (gene PROM1). Bases 1 to 1905 code for a protein of 634 amino acids. The record is from RefSeq and is a predicted model, not a curated record. Lineage: Eukaryota; Metazoa; Chordata; Lepidosauria; Squamata; Sphaerodactylidae. The transcript is spliced from 22 exons. Gene Ontology annotation, cellular component: cilium; prominosome; cell surface. Gene Ontology annotation, molecular function: cholesterol binding.
AUGGGCCAAGGGUCUGAGGACGUCCACGGCAGCUUCAUGGGCUCAGGCCUGCGUAAAGCAUUUUUAAUCCUUGCAGCUAUUCGAGAAACCAAGGAGGCGUUGGAGAAUGUGAACGUCUCCGUGGAGGUCUUGCAAGAGGGCACGGAGAGGCUGCAGGGCAACCUGACGGACGUCAAGAGCCACCUCAUGAACACGCUCAACGAUUCGGCGUGCGCCACUGCCCAGGCGGCCUCCAUCUGCAACGUGAUCAGAAACUCCUUGAGUCAGCUGAGCAUCAACGCGAACUUCAGCCGAUUGCCCGGAGUGAGCGCUCAACUUGCCAAAGUCAAUGAAGUCCUUAAAAUAGACCUUUCCAGUCUGGUUCAAAAGGGUUAUGCAGCAUUUAACGAUACGCCCGAUUUGGUGCUCAAUCAAACGAGGAACAUUUUAUCAGCCGUUCCUUAUAUCAAAAAUGUCCUGGAAGCCAUUGGUUCAAAUAUCACAACCUUUACUAAAACACUUCCUAUCCAGAAGACACUGACAGACUUCGCUAUAUAUCUUACUCAGGGUCAGGCCUAUGUAGAAGAUUAUUUUCCUUUAGUGGAGCAGUAUGAUUUCUACAGGUGGCUGGGUUGCUUAAUUCUCUGCUGCGUGGUGAUCCUCAUCCUCGUCUUUUACUACCUGGGACUGUUGUGUGGUACCUGCGGUUUUGACAAAAAUGCCACACCCACAACGAGAGGCUGUAUCUCGAACACUGGAGGAAACUUCUUGAUGGCGGGCGUGGGCUUCAGCUUCCUCUUCUCCUGGGCUCUGAUGCUGAUUGUCGUGGUCACUUUCGUUGUGGGGGGAAAUGUGGAGAAGCUGGUCUGCGAGCCCUUUGAAGACAAGACCUUAUUCCAGAUCCUGGACACUCCUUACCUGCUGAAUCGGCACUGGAAACACUACCUUUCUGGCAUCGUUUUAAAAAAUCCAAAUAUUAACUUGACGUUUGAAAAAGUUUACAGUGACUGCAAAGAAAACAAGGGGAUUUACACCUCACUGGGCUUAGAAAACCUCUUCAAUAUCUACGAAUUUUUGAACGUGAGCAUGUAUGCCGAAGAAGUAUCACUGAAAAUCAGACAAAUUAAUAUCAAUCUGAGCAAUAUCAUUUUGCUGGAUGAAACAGGAAAGGAGAAUCUACUGAAUUUCAGUUUCUCAGGAAUAAAUGAGAUCAACUUCAUAGCGUAUCUGUCAGAGAUCAACAAGAGUGUUACCAAAGUGGAUCUCUUGUCAUUUGCUAAUGACUUGGAAGCCAGCGCAGACCAACUGCCCAAAGGAGCACUAGAAAAUGCCUUGAAAGGUCAUGCAAACAAUAUCCGGAUGAUACAUAACCAACAGGUUAUCCCCCUGGAGCAAGCGAUGAGUACUUUAAACCAGAGCAUUAGGUUACUUCAAAGAACAUCAUCUGAACUUUCAGGAAAAGUGAAAAACGUGAUCCGUGCCGUUGAGGACGCUCAGCUCCUUAUAAACAAUAAUGCUUCAUUAGUCAUUAUUGAGGAAACCAAAAGAUACAUGGACACCAUAAUAGGCUACUUCAAGCAAUAUGCAGCGUGGGUCAAGGAAUCGAUUACUAUGGAAGUGGCGGCGUGUAAGCCUGUGGCCAAUGUCAUUGAUACAGCCGUAGAGAUAUUUUUAUGCAGCUAUGUCACAGAUUCCCUGAAUGCCUUUUGGUUCGGCUUGGGAGGCUGUACGGUAUUUCUCAUCCCUGCCAUCAUCUGUGCUGUGAAGCUCGCCAAAUACUACCGGAGGAUGGACACAGAAGAUGUGUACGACGAUGUUGAAACUAUGCCCAUGAAAAAUUUGGAAAAUGGUAAUAAUGGUUAUCAUAAAGAGCAUAUAUAUGGUAUACACAAUCCAAUUAUGACCAGCUCUGCUGAGCAGUGGUAGUACAGACCAAAUAUACUAAGGGUUCUCCUGGGAAACACAGCAUCUUUUCAACCGAUGUCGAGUUCCAUAUUUAUACUCUGAAUCCUGAGACGGCCUCAUUUGGGGCCUGUGGGCCGAAGCGAUGCUGAAUGAAAACUACCGAACCUCACGCCGUAAACUGCUGGAAGAGCCCUCGGAGAUCGCCCCACACGACGCCCGUGAUUUGCGGUUCAGUUCUGUUAUUAAGAUUGAACUAUAAAAGGCUUCGGAGGUCUUGUUUUCUAAUACCGGUUUUCCACUUGAGUGUCUGUUUCUGCGUCAUGUAGCAUACUGGCUUAGUUUACCCAGGGUUGUUGGGGAGGGAGAGCUUUGCUUCAGAUUAAUCGCCCAGUCCAAAUUCUGAAGUUGGGAGAUGUUCAUACACAUCAGAGUGUUUACAUGAAGAAUAUGUUUUGUGUACAGACACUUUUGUAUCCGUGUUUUUUACAGCUGUCUUGCAGCAGAUUUUUUAAAAAUACUGUUUGUUAUAUUUCAUAAGCGAUCUGUUGAGCAUGAUCGGGGGUUUUGUGGGGGGGGGCUAUGCUGUUGGGUAGGCAUGUUAGCUUGUAAGAAUUAUGGAAGUCGGCUUUAUCUUGUACAUUGUUUAUGGAACAGCUCUAAUAAUCAAAAGUUUAUUCUUCUUACUGAAUCACAUACUAUGCUGUGUUAUAAAGACCAAAUAUAUAUCUAUAUUGAAGAAAAUAGCUCUAAAAGUUGCAGGCAAUUUGGAACAGAAUUGCAUACCUUCACUGGAACCUACGCAAAGAUAGCAUGGUAGAAGGAGAGUUUUAGCAAAUGAUGUAUCCUGAUUAGAAAGGGCUCUGCCUUGGUUUGAUACCACAAAUGUGAUCUAAAUGAGAGCAGCAGUGGCGUAGUGGCUAAGAGCAGUGGCUAAGAGCAGGUGCACUCUGAUCUGGAGGAACUGGGUUUGAUUCCCAGCUCUGCUGCCU